Molecule: messenger RNA, 4125 nt
Organism: Entrophospora sp. SA101
Lineage: Eukaryota; Fungi; Glomeromycota; Glomeromycetes; Entrophosporales; Entrophosporaceae
Source: the annotation of a GenBank genome assembly
AUGUCAUUAACCGAACAAAUUGUCAUAGUUGAUAAUAAUACCGAUAAUAUUAACUCUAUUUCUACUUUGGAUGAUGUUGGAGCUACUUUGAUGUUUCCAAAAAAAUAUAUGGAUAAUACUAAUUCAAUUUUAGUAAACGAUUAUGAUAACAGUAUGAAUAAAAAAGUCAAUUUAACAGCAACAACAACAAACGAGCCAAAUGAUACACAUUCAACUGGUCACUCAACUGGUCGUUCUACCCCUGAUCUAUAUGAUGCAAAUUUCCCUAGUCUUUCAUCAAAUACAUCAACUGCUUCUUCCACUUCUUCCACUACAACCAUUAAUUAUAGCAGUAUUGUUAAUAGUAACACUGACUGUGUUAGUAAAAAUGAUAGGAAUGCCAUUGUCACAGAAAAUUUGGAGUUAGCUGCAUCACAACAUAAUAAUCCUCAACAACAAAAAAGAUCCAAAAAUCAAAAAAAUCAAGCAGCAGAAAUUAUUAGACGAGUGAUGGAACGAACUAAUACAAAAAUAAAUGUAGAUCCUGGUGCGAAAAGUUCUGUUGUGACUUUUUUAAUUGAGGGAAAAGAUGAAGAUGUUGCUAAUGCAAAACGUAUUUUAAUUGAUAAACUCGGUCUUAAAGAUGAAAUUACUAUUCAGGUUCCUGCAUCAGCCCGUUCUCAUUUAUUGGGACCUCGUGGUACAACCCUAAAGUCAAUCACUAAUUCAACUGGUGCACGCAUCACACUGCCACCACGUUCUAAAAAUCCAAGAGAAGAAAUGAGAAAGUCUGAAUUGGAUUACGACGAGGAUGAGGAAAUGAUGAAUGUGACAAUUUUUGGUGAGAUGUGUGCUGUUUGUAAAGCAAAAGUUGAAAUUCAAGACCUUAUAAAAUCUAUGUGUGCAACUAAAAGGACACAUUAUAUUAAACACAUCGAAAGUAAAUUUUAUCCAUUGAUUGCUGGCGCACAUAAUCAACGUAUUAAUCAGCUUGGUCUUGAUACUGGUACAAAAAUUCAUGUCCCUUCUUACAACCCUACCAAUUCCAACAACACAUUCAUUGAUGCAGACAAAAAUUAUAUUGUUAUUACUGGUGAAAGAAAUUCAGUUAAGAUUGCAAGCGAAAUGAUUGAAGACCGUUAUGAAGAUUUGAAAAUUAAUACACGUACUCUUAAAUUCGAGAUUCCAAAACGUCAACAUAAAUAUUUAAUUGGUCCAAAGGGUGCAACUCUUCAAGAAAUUCUUGAAACAACAGGUUGUAUACUAGAAUUACCACCGGCAACUGAUCCAUCAGCGAACGUAACAAUUCACGGACCACAAAACCAAUUAGCAGAUGCUAUAAAAACUGUAAUGAAAAAAGCAAACUCUAUGCAUGUUCAAAUACUUGAUAUUACUGACCUUCAUCACACGGAAAAUCCAAUGAAACAUUCUAUUAAUAUUUUGAAAUAUUUGUGGAAUAGAAGCAAGUUGAAGAACGUUGAAUCUAAAACUGGCGUAAAAAUUGUUACUCCAAAGAUUACAGCAUCAGCAGAAACAGAAAUGAAGAAUUUGGUUAUGGAAUUUGUGAGUAAAGUACCUGAAGAUGUAGAAAAUGCUAGAAAAGAAAUCACCGAAAUAAUCAAAAACUUGCCACCUAGUUAUUUUGAUGUGGUAGAAAUUAAUCCAAAAUUUCAUCGACAUGUAAUUGGUCGUAAAGGACAAAAUUUACAAAGAGUCAAAGAUGCUUAUGGUGUUGAAAUAAUAGUUCCUGAUGAGAAAGAAGCCAAUCCCGAGAUAUUGAUAGUUUUUGAGGGUAGAAAAGGUGUCAAGGAAUUUUCUGAUAGAAAGAAAAAAGAACUUUACAUUAAGGAAAUAAUGGAAAAAGUGAAAAAUGAAUUGUUAAAAGUGGAACGUGAUUCGUCAUCGGAUUUUUCUACUCAGACAUUAGUUGUUCCUGUCAAGUAUCAUCGGCAUAUUAUUGGACCUAAAGGGAUUAAUUUGAAUGCGAUUAUUCAUAAUGAUAAUGGUAGUGGAUGUUCAUCUGUUUCAGUAAAAUUUGGGUCAUCUAAAUAUUCAGGUGUAGAUGAUCGAUCGUCAAAUGCACAAGAAGUUUCAGAUGAUUCUAUUAUAGUUAAAGGACCUGUUAAAGAAGUUGAAAGAAUAGUUGAAGAAAUUAAUGAAAAAGUAGAAGAUAUUAAACGUGUUGAGAAUAUGAAAUCGUUUACGGCAGAAUUUACAAUUCCGGCGAUUUACUCCUCACAUAUUAUUGGUAAAGGAGGGAGUAAAAUAAAAUUUAUCAGAGAGAAUUACAACGUCAGGAUAGAUAUAGAUAACAAGAAUGUCAAUAAAAGCAACAGUGGUAACGAAGAAGAUGAGACUGUUAAUGUUAAAAUAGUUGGGAUGAAAGUUUAUGUUGAGGAGGCUAGGAGUCGAAUUCUAGACACGAUUGACAAAUUACAAGAAGAAAAUGUUGUUUGUGUGAAUAUUUCACCACAUUAUCAUGCUUCAUUGAUUGGUGCCAAAGGUAAAACGGUUAGAAAUCUAGAAGUGAAACACGGUGUACGUAUUAAAUUUCCAAGAAAUAAGAAUUACAAGAAUCAUCCUACCAUCACUCCUAGUAUUAGUAGUGACAUUGAUGAAGAUGUAGGAGAUGGUGAUGAAGGAGAAGGAGAAUUUGAACGUGAAUUUGAGCAAAAUAAUGAAGAAGAUUUAGGUUUAGACCCAGAUGUAGAAAAAUCUGAUGAAGUAUUAAUAAUCGGUGGUAAAAGAGGAGUUAGUGAGGCUAGAACAGAAUUGCUGGAUCUUUUACACUACGCGCAAGAUCAUGAUAAUAUUCUCAGUUUCACUAUUCCAGCCAAAUGUUUGCCACAUGUUGUUGGCAAGAACGGAAGAAGAAUCAAAGAGAUUAAGACUGACACAUUUACAAAGAUUUAUAUUAGUAAACCAAUAACUUUGAAUGUUGAUGACAGCAAUGAUGAUAAUAAUAAUAAGCUAUAUGAGCAAGUUGUUAGAGUAAAUGUGCGUGGUAAUAAAAGGGAUAAUAUCAAGGCCCAGAACAAGAUUUUGGAGAUUGUUGAAGAAUUUGAAAAACAAACAACAAUCAUUAUGAAUAUUGAUCCUAAACAUCACAAGUUUUUGAUCGGACCUGGUGGUAAUCGUAUUAAAGAGGUUAUAGCAAAAGCUGGUGGACCAGAGGAUAAAAGUUCUCAGGCCGGGAUUGUUAAGUUUCCUCGACUUGAUGAUGGUGGUAGUAGAAUCAAUGAGGUUGUAAUUAAAGGAAGUGAAGAACUUGUGAAAAAAAUUAAAGAAGAAUUUGAAAUUUUAAUCGAAGAACAAGAAAAUUUAAUUAUCGAUAUUAUUAAGGUUCCCAGAAAUGAACAUUCAGUUAUUAUAGGCAGGAAUGGGUCCCAACUUCAUAAUAUUCAAAAUAAAUUUAAUGUUGAGCUUUAUUUCCCUGGUUCACGCUCAUAUAAUCAAAUAACAGUGACACAAAAAAUUGAACAACAGCAUGAAGAUUUGAUAGAUAAUAAUGAUUUAGUAAAAAUAGUGGGGAAAGUUGAAGACAUUAAACUUGCCAAAGAAGAAAUAUUAUCAAAACUUCGAUAUGAAUAUGUGUUCAAAUUCCCAUGUAAAUUCUACAGUAUAAUUAAUAAUAACGGAUUUACAUCGAGAAAAUUAAGAAAUGAGUACCAUGUAAUGGUUGAAAAUCAAGAAGAUGAGUGGAAACAAACCUCAACAAUUAUUAAUAAAAAACCAAAUUUCAAAAAGUCUACUAAAGUUAUUUUUGAGGUAGAAGAGGAGGAAGAAGAUAGAAUUGAAAAUGUGAAAGAAAAAAAAUCUAAAGAAAUUUCUUGGACACUUAAAGGUGUAAAAGGACAAGUUGAUCAAGCUGUAAAAUAUUUAAAUGAAUUAUUAGAACAAGCGGUUAAUGAAUGUACUGGAUAUUUAUCAAUUCCUCAAAUGUAUCAUGGACAUAUUAUUGGACGUAGAGGAUCAACUAUUUCACAUAUUAGAGCAGAGAGUCGAUGUAAGAUUGAUGUUCUCAAAGUUAACGGUGAUGAUAUGAUUGUAAUCAUUGGAAGCAAAGAAAAUAUUAUGAUAGCUAAAAAUAUGAUAUUUGAAGUAUUAAUUAACUUGAAAAAAGAACAAAAUAGUAGAAAAUCUUAA